Adelges cooleyi (spruce gall adelgid) is the source of this 2991-nucleotide messenger RNA. RefSeq names its product cationic amino acid transporter 2-like. Gene Ontology annotation, cellular component: plasma membrane. The coding region runs from base 792 to 2597 and encodes 601 amino acids. The record is from RefSeq and is a predicted model, not a curated record. Gene Ontology annotation, biological process: transmembrane transport; amino acid transport. The transcript is spliced from 12 exons. Gene Ontology annotation, molecular function: amino acid transmembrane transporter activity. Lineage: Eukaryota; Metazoa; Arthropoda; Insecta; Hemiptera; Adelgidae.
UAGUAUCGCGAGAGCCGCCGCCGCCACCGCUGUUAUUUGGCCGUUACUAUUGCCAUAACCGUCGUGGGCAACGCGAGUGGUACGCGCGCGGUCGUUUCUCAUUCGUGUCACGAAAAAUCUGGCGUUUAAAAAAAAUUAUAAAAUACUCGGUGGUCGAUUAUUAUUAAUUAUAAACUGAGAAGAAUUAAUUAAAUAAUAUUUUAAAACACAUAUAGGUGCAUAAUACAUAUUAUUAUUAUCCGGAAUAAUAAUGUUCGAUUCAAAGAGCGAGCCGCUCGUCCGGCUGUGCCCUUGUUGCCGUUCGUUGGCAGACGAGUAAUUUGUAUUGUAUUUUUCUGUUAUAACUAUUCAAACGUAAUAUUAUAUUAAUGUUCAUUCCUUGGGGCAAGUUUCGCGUAAAAUCCACAUGACGUCGUGAUAUUACAAUAGCAUCAAUACAGUCACCGAAACCGUCCUAACGCAUUACCGGCCGUUCGUUCAGAAAUAAAACUACUCUUGCACCGGUAUCUUAUCAGUGCGCAUGAUAAACCGUCGUGGAUAAACAUACAGUUUAUAUAUAUAUAUAUAUUGGUAUUUAAAGUUAAACGUAUAUAUAUAUAUAUAUUUUAUAUAAUACAAUUUUCAAGUGCAACGUAGAUUAUCUACCUCUACGCCUACCUGCGGGCUGCGCCUAUCCACCGGUCGUCGAUAUCCGUUGCAAGAAAAAUUGUAUACCUGUAUGCACGUUACGUUUUGAACGGCGGCAACACAAGUGGUUAACACUUACCUGUAAUAACCGUUGGCUUUUCAACAUGUCGGCCCCAAGACAGGAGAACCAAUCCCUUAUAAAAUCAUUACUGAGAAGGAAAAAAGAAUCAGCUUUGGUAGUUGAACCAAAACUUAGACGAGAACUUAGUUUGUUUGACUUAGUGUCAUUGGGAGUUGGAUCUACAUUAGGCCUCGGUGCUUAUGUUUUAGCUGGAGAAGUAUCUAAAUUACAUACAGGGCCUGCUGUAAUAUUGUCGUUUGCGUUUGCUGCUGCGGCCUCUGCUCUAUCGGGAUUAUGCUAUGCUGAAUUUGCUAGCCGUGUUCCAAAAGCUGGUUCAGCAUAUGCAUUUAGUUAUGUUGGCGUUGGAGAAUUGGUAGCUUUUCUUAUUGGAUGGGAUUUGAUUUUAGAGUAUAGCAUUGGUUGUGCAAGUGUAGCAAGAGCUUUGAGUGGUCAUAUAGAUAAGCCAUUUGGUUAUCCGAUGAAAACUUAUCUUAGUACAAAUUUUCCUAUUCAUGUUAGCUUUUUGGCUCCAUACCCAGAUGUACUUUCUUUUUGUGCCAUUCUCAUAUUAACAGUAUUAAUCGCCUGGGGAAUACGCGAAUCAUCAAUGCUCAACAAAAUUUUUACUGUUGUAAAUUUAUUAACAGUAAUCAUAGUUGUUAUAACUGGAAUUUUUCUUGCUGAUUUAAAUAAUUGGAAAAUAAGAAAAGAAGAUAUCCCAGAAGAUGCUAAUGGUGGCGAAGGAGGAUUUUUGCCUUUUGGUUGGGCCGGUGUAUUUACAGGAGCUGCGACGUGCUUUUAUGGAUUUGUAGGAUUUGAUGUUGUUGCUACGACUGGAGAGGAAGCCAAAAAACCUAGAAGAGAUAUCCCAUUCUCAAUUGUUAUUUCACUAGUGAUCAUUACCUUUUCAUACUGCAGUUUAGCUAUGGUGUUGACACUUAUGUGGCCAUAUUAUGAUCAGGACAUAGAUGCACCUUUUAUACACAUUUAUCAAAAAUUACAUUGGACUGUGUUACAAUGGAUAGUUACUGUUGGCGCUGUGUUUGCUUUAUUUACAAACAUGAUAGGUACACUGUAUCCAUUACCGAGAGUAAUGUAUGCUAUGGCGUCUGAUGGCUUGAUGUUCAAAUUGUUUUCUAAAAUCAACCCGAAGACAAAAACACCGGUUUGGGGUACAGUUGUUAGCGGACUUUUUGCUGCUACAAUUUCUAGCUUGUUUGAUUUGCAACAAUUAAUGAACAUGAUGUCUAUCGGCACGUUGAUGGCUUACACAUUGGUGUGCUUUUGUGUUUUGAUCUUGAGAUAUACAGACGAGAUGUCCGACUUCAUCAAAGUCAAAGAUGAUGGAAAUAUAUGCACAUCUCCGUUUACUAUAUUUUCAAUUUGUGCUAAUCUGACAAAUGCCGAAACACCGACUAAGAGGACAGAGCGGGUGUCUGUUGCUAUCAUAAUACUUUUCGUAUUGGUAUCCAUAUGUUUUACGAGCACCAUUACUUUGGUACAACAAUUAGGCGAAUUCUCCAACAUUUCAUACAUGGCGAUUAUUAUGAUGGGAAUUUGUUUAGUAGUGCUAGUAUGCUUCCUAGCACGUCAACCACAAUCUAGCAAUCGUCCAAUAUUUGUGGUACCGUUAGUACCACUCCUGCCAUGCUUGAGUAUCAUUCUAAACGUGUAUUUGAUGACAAAAUUGGAUGCGUUAACAUGGGUGAGAUUGGCGUUAUGGCUGGUGGCCGGUUUAUCGAUCUACAUAGGCUACGGUUUUCAUCACAGCGUUGAGCGUUUAAAUACUGCGAAUAAUCCGCUUAGCCGCACAACAUCAGCCGAAAUGCCUAUGACUGUCAAAACUUAGCGAGCGCAUCUUCAUCAUCUUCAGCGUCGGUUCCCACGUCGCUCACAAAUGACAAUGGCAAUUGUAAAAAAAAAAUUGUUUUAUUUUAAGUGACUGCUUCAUUAGAGAGCCAUAUUGGCUUCCUACGAAUCUCGAAAACUUACCAAAGUCAUGUGUGGCUAUAGAGUAAGUGUGCGCUUGUCAUGGUUAACAUGACAAAAAAUAUUGAAAAAGAUAGCUUUAAAUCUAUUUAACGUGAUUAUGUUUAGUUUAUUAGAUUAUUUAUUGUCCCUAAAUACGUUUGUAGAAUAAUCAAAUGUCUUUUUUUCAUUUGUAAUAAACGCCUAGAAAAAUGCAUCUUAGUAUACUUAUACAUGAGUAAACGAUUAUUGAAAAUAUAUUAAAUAUAUACCUA